This is a messenger RNA of Raphanus sativus (radish), 750 nucleotides long. RefSeq lists its product as uncharacterized. The transcript is spliced from 4 exons. The record is from RefSeq and is a predicted model, not a curated record. NCBI's taxonomy places the organism in Eukaryota, Viridiplantae, Streptophyta, Magnoliopsida, Brassicales, Brassicaceae. Bases 1 to 750 code for a protein of 249 amino acids.
AUGGUUCCAGCUCUAGACUCUUUUCCAGCUCCUGCCAUCUCUGAAACCAUUAUUCAGUUUGGCUCUCUAGCUGAGAUUGAAUCACUACUUACUGUUCCUGUUACACCAAAUGAAAACUCUUCCCCUCUUUCCUCAAACCUUGCUCCUAGUAAUCCCUCCCUUCCCAUCCUCCCUUCCCCUUCUCCUCCUGUAAACCUUUCCACAUCCAACCCUGCUCCUCUAACCGCUACUCUUCCUCUCCACCCUCCAUCUCAGGCCCCUGCUCCAACGUUAGCAGAAACUCUGCGAUGGUCAUCAGUGCACUCCUCUGCAACUCCUCCUCUUAGCUCCAUCAAAAUUUGGGCUCACCUUACUGGAGUUCCGCUUGACCUGCGCUACAAACAAGGUCUUAGCCUAGUCGCUGGUCUAAUAGGGAAUCCUAAAGAAACCAAUGACUUCACCCUAAAUUUAGUGAGUCUUACCUUGUCUCAUGUCAAGGUUGAGGUUGAUCUCACCAAGCCGCUUCCUAGUGUGGUUGAGUUUGAAAGGCAGAGUGGUGAGGUUGCAGAGGUGCUUGUGGAAUAUCCAUGGUUGCCUCCCACUUGCUCUCAUUGCCAUGAGCUAGGUCAUGUAAUCCGAAACUGUUUGCUUUACUCGCCGCCGAAAGCUCCUCCUCCUGCAGCUAAGGUUCCUGGCAACAAACAAAAACAGAAAGCAUCAGAAACUUUGAAACGGACUCCGGCGAGUACUGUAAAAGACAAACACUACUAA